UGGAAUUACAAAAGCCUAAUUUUUGGGUUGAGAAAGGGUUCCUACUUAGUGGUUCAAAAUUUAGAAUCAAACUCAGUGCAAAGGUGACCACGGGUGCCCUAUCAAAUGGAUUUCUCAUUUCCAAUUGAUUACAAUAAAAAAGAGUACAGCGGCCAUUGCACGCUUGCCAUAAAUCAUGACCGUUUCUUUCAGCCUCAUUUCAUGGUUGAUAUUUGGCUCAUGUUUCCUCCCAUCAUCUUCGUUCAUUGAUUUCCAGAGCAUCAUUUGAAUGUAUAGCACCAUGUUCUCAGUAAAUGUUGGGCCAUAAACUUUACCAUAAGCAAAUACAAGGAGCAAGUUCAGCUUUGGAAUUUAAAGUCUAACUUGAUUGAUUGAUUUCCUAGCACCAAUUCGGAAGCAUCUUGUUAUCAUAAAUCUUACGGACCAUCAACUUUUCAACGUUGAUUUUUAUUAAUAAAGGAUAAAUACAGAGGAUGAAUCAACAAUCAAAAUGACGUAACCCCUAACCCAUAAAUGUUCCAACCCAAAUUCAACAAACCAAAAUAUCACCCCCAAAAAAAAUGCAAUUCCACCAUAGAGAGUCAGCUAAGUUGUAAGGAAUUCAAGAGUUGGAGCUUUAAACUUCACUUAAGCCAAUUAUCGAACAUGAAGUUUUUAAGUUAGCGCGAAAAGAGAAUCAAAACUCGAUUAAAGGAAACAAGAUCAGCCCCAUAACAGUAAUCAACUCAACAACACAUUAUAUGAACGGCAGUAGAAUAAAUCAAAGAAAAACCACAACAUGAAAAAUAUCUUUGAUCUGUGCCAUUACAUUAAAGUAGUAUUAGGGCCAUUAUUAUUAUACUAAUGAUGACAGGAACACUGUUGUCAUUUAAAUUCUUCAUUUUCUCUUCAUACAAAUUAUUUCCUUCCAGGGAAGAAAAGUAGGGGAGGGGAAUGAAUGAUGCAUGUUCUUGCCCUUAUGCCAUGACGAGGCACCAAAAUGUUGGUUAUGGGUCAGUGGACUCCAAUAGCAAAGGGGUACCCCACUCUCUCAGUUAUCAUUCAAAACUUUUAAAAGCAACAAACCCACAGCUUUUCAGUUUUCACUUUCCUGCCAUUGGAAACCAAAAGAGAAACCCCAUCCUCCGAUUGUCCUCUCUCCAAUAUCUGCUCUCUUGUCGUUCUCAUUAAAGUUUCACUCCCUUCCAUGCUAUACCUUCUCAAUUCUUUUAAGUGGUGCCAUUGCAUGUGACAGGAUUUCUUGUAUGAGAUCACUAUAAAGAGAUGAAAGGCAUGAAGGGAAGAUUUCUAAAGAAACUCAAAUUUAUUCCUACUAUCAGGACUUUGAAACAAGGCUUAGUCCUUCAGCUUAAUCCCCAGCACACCUUCUCUAAUCAAAAUUGCCAUAACCUAUCAGUUUACGAGGAGCAAGACUGCAAAAGCAACAUUAAUCUCCCAGAACCAGUAGUUGAUUUUAAAGAUCAAAAGGAUGAAGAAACGGAAUUGGAAUCCGAAGUAGGAGACCAAGAUAAAGUUACAACCUGCGUAGAGUUCAAGGACAUAGUGGCCACGGAGCAUAAUUCUGAUCAGCUUCCAAUUUCCUCGGAGAUCAUUGUCAAGGAUGAUAGCAUACCUGAAGUGAAGGCUGACACUGAUGAACACCCAUAUUUAACAGAUUUUGAAGAGAAAUGUCCACCAGGUGGAGAAGAGUCAGUGAUUUUCUAUACAACAAGCUUGAGAGGGGUAAGAAAAACAUUUGAAGAUUGCAGCAGUAUCAGGUUUCUUUUAGACAGUUUCAAGAUAUUGGUCCAUGAGAGAGAUGUUUCAAUGGACACAGAAUUCAGGGAAGAAUUAUGGAGGAUAUUGGGUGGCAGAGUGAUCCCUCCAAAGCUGUUCAUCAAGGGCAGAUACAUAGGAGGAGCUGAUGAAGUUGUUGGACUUCACGAGCAAGGAAAGCUGAAGAAACUCUUGGAAGGGAUACCUUCAGGCCUCCCCAACUGCCCCUGUACUGGUUGUGCCAAUAUGCGGUUCCUGGUUUGCUCAAACUGCAAUGGCAGCCGAAAGGUUUAUGCAGAAAAGGAAGGUGAUGAUUUGUGCAUGAAAUGCCCCGAUUGUAAUGAGAAUGGAUUGGUCAAAUGCCCUAUUUGCUGCUGAAAUCUUUACAUUCAAUAAUUUUGUACCCUUCUUUGAUGUUGUAUAUUUUCCUUGCCUUGUCUAACAUAUUCCUACUUAGAAUCAAAUUGCUGCAGUUUCAAGUCCCAUUCGCAGGUCUCAGAUUAAUCCAUAUGGAUGAAGAAAAUGAAGAACCGCGUAUCAAUUUCCUUCAACUGAUAUAACAAUGGGCUAAAUUAUGCAGUCUUUGUUAUCAAGAUCUGAUUUUCUCUUUCAUUUCUUUCCUUGAUCAGCUUCUGUUACGUCUUUUUCGUGUCACA
Durio zibethinus is the source of this 2411-nucleotide messenger RNA. Its product is annotated as Glutaredoxin family protein. The record is from RefSeq and is a predicted model, not a curated record. Lineage: Eukaryota; Viridiplantae; Streptophyta; Magnoliopsida; Malvales; Malvaceae.